Messenger RNA from Chara braunii, 5743 nucleotides. NCBI's taxonomy places the organism in Eukaryota, Viridiplantae, Streptophyta, Charophyceae, Charales, Characeae. The record is from the annotation of a GenBank genome assembly.
UGAGAGUGCUGAAUAAAGUUGCCUGUGUACCUCGUCUUACUACAGGGAAGUUAAGUGAAGGACAGGCUGCUAAGAUGACAGGCAGCAUAGGCGACAGUUCAGGCAAGGUCCUGACCCUCGAUGAUCUCAUCGAGGCGAUGGACAAGUGGGAGAGAACGCCGAGGAGUGUCCCCAAAGUCAACACCUUCCACUUCAAUGGGGAACGGGUCUCUAAAUGGCUGGACCUAGUGGAGCAAGCCUUGGUGGGAGUACCAGACGAGACGAAAUUCAAACGCAUCCUGCAGUAUGUGCUCCAUAAGCACCAUCCAGAAGUACAGAAGGUGGUCGACGACGCCAACUGCGACUGGGCUAAAUUUAAGGAAGGAAUGCAGCAGAAGUAUAGGUUGGGGGAUGGCCUGCUGACUAUGGCGGACCUAGAGGCAAUGAAUAGGGACGACUUCACCACCAAUGGAGUAUUCCUGCAAGAAUUCAAAAAGAAGGUGAGAAAGGUCGAGCAGCACCAGGWGAGGCUACAGAGGCAGAAACGGAAGGACAGGGAUGCGGCUGGGUCGCMAGGAGUAAAGAAGAUCAUAAYCGACAUAUUAGCAGGGCUAGACCCGGUGAUACAGCRGAAGGUGACGGCGGCAGUCCGGGAAAAAGGCAAGGGGGCCGUGUUAGAGGAGGCUACCMAGGAGGGAUGGGAAGAGGAGGAGCCGGUACMUCCACACCUUACGAAGGCGCARCGUAAGCARCGCAAUCUAGCACAAGGCGSACAAGGGUCAGGAAAGGGCCAGGCGCCUCAAGUAGUGGUAGCGGCAUCUCYGAGCUCGUCCGGGCCGUCAAGUAGUGCGGRCCCGUCGCAAGCACCAGUGCCACCAUUUGGGCAYUGGCCRUGGCCCCUAGUUAAUACCUAUGYACCCUGGGGUGGCCCAGCGYCRUCUGGACAGGUAAUACCCUAUGCUGGGCCCCAGACAAGUAUGCCACCUCCGAGCUACCCCGCCGCCCAAACUCAGYYAGCGGUACCACCGACGCCAAYGCCCACACAAAGUUCACAAGGCAGUGUGGCGGGURCUGGUAGUCAAGGCCAAGGGAACCAGGGGAAUGGAGGAAGGGGCGGUGGACGAGGACGUGGCAGGAAUGGCGGUGGCCGAGGAGGCCAAUGGGGCAGUCAAGGCGGCCUAGGAGGCCAAUGGGGCAACCAAGGUGACCAAGGCAAUCAAGGCGGCCAAGACAACCAAGGGAAUCAAGGUGGUSGAAGGGCCCGUUUUGAUUGGAGAAGUGCUAUAUGCCAGCACUGUGAGCAGCAAGGUCACACUAUUAGGUUUUGCAACAUACGGAGAGAGGACGAGAAAAAUGGACUGAUUUAUUCUAAUAUGGAUGGGGACAUUUACGACCAAUUCGAAGAUUUUAUUGAUAGGAAGGCUGGUGGAGUUAGGCCGGAGGCCCAGCGAAGGUUGGCAGCACGACAGCCACCCCCUGCCACGUUCAGGCUAUGGCAGGAGAAGGAAGAGCUGCCAAUUGGAGUUGAGGAAGUAGGAAGCGACGAGGAAGUAACCCAGAGGCUACAGGCCGGGGAUGUAAGAGAGACACCCAAAAUCAUCGAGUCGGACGAUGAGGGUGACGAUGAAAAGGUAGAGCCGGCAGUAAUCCUGCUGAAUAAGAUAGAGGACUUAUUGGACAAGGUAGGGAGAUACCAACGGAAGUUGGUAGACCUCUGCGAGGGAGUAAAGGAAUGGAGGGCUAACCUCCCCAAGGUCUUCCUUUAUGACUCUGGUCCGGAAACCAUGCCGGGGCGGCCCGGAGUGACCACUGUGGGGACGGGCCCGCGGUCAGGGAUGAUGACUAGGCCCCCUACCCCGCAAGUUAGGCUGGCUCAGGUGGCCCGCACUCGAAGUCAAGCCAAGGCAGGUGCGAGUCAAGGACCUCCUCGGAAGGAACCAGAACUUGAAAAGAGGAAGGAAACUGUAGAGGUAGAGGAUGAUGAUGAUGAUGAUGAAGGGGAAGAUGACCGGUUACGUCAGGAAGAAGAUCAAAGGGCCGAACAGCGAGCCAAGAAAAGAGAAAGUCGGGGAGAGGCCGAACUGGUUAUGCGAGACGUACCGCCAAAGAGGAAGAAGUAUGCGGUCCGGCUAGAGGAAGGAUUUGAUGUAGAGCGAGUAAUUGACAGGCUGCUUGAGGGCCAUAAUGAUUUAAUGACCCUGAAAGAGAUCCUAGCGUCUGCGCCCAGGCUCCGCAAUGAGUUGAAGGGCAGACUGUCAAGACGACUGAUACCAAAUGUUCACCUCAGUGUGAUCCUGCCCAAGGAGAUGGAAUGGGCAGAGCCAGGGACAAAAAUGGAUUGGAAGUGUGUAGCUUGUGGCGUAGUGGACCUAGCGGUAAAGGGCUCCAAAUGCACAGCCAUGGUGGAUACCGGCACGGAGAUGAAUAUCAUUCGAGAGGCCGACGCCAUCAAGUUUGGGUUAGAGGUAGACAGUUCAGAUUGUGGCAUCCUGCACGGGGCCAACAACAACGCGGUGUUCUGUAGAACAACCUCAAAUGUGCUACUGGAGAUUGGCAGGGUGAAAGCGCGGGCCUGUUUCUUUGAGAUGCCUGAUGUGGACCACAGCAUCCUCCUGGGGAGGUCCUUCCUAUCAAGGACGGAGACUUUGAUAUAUAAUGGGUCAUUGAUCCUGAUUCUAUGUGAUCCAGCAUGCGGGAAUUACGAAGUGAUUACCUGCCGGAACACUGGGCCAAGGAGCCUCAGGAACAGGCCUAACCCUGGCUCCUUCACGAUUGAGGAGUCAGAAGACGCGCAUCGGAGGCUUAUGGCAGAGCCCGAGGACGAAGUAGAAGGUGAAGCCUUCUCGCUCAGCCUGUCGGAUGUGGGAAAGGCCAUGGAUAUAGUGUCCACGCAUGAGAUGGCCGAUCCGGAUGCCAUUCAGGCGUUGAGGGAGCAGGUUCUGGAGUAUCCCCAGGUAGGGGAAACGGAGCUGGUUUACCGGCUUCCCAAGGGGGGAAUGGAUCCGGCAGUGGCACAGGCACAAGCACGAGUGCCAAUUCCCGUUCUGGUUACCGAGGACGAGGAGGUGUACUACGAGCGGGAGCGAGCGUUGAUACGGCGGAUGAGGGAAAAUGCGUCAGAAGGGCCAUGUCGUGUCAAUGAGGAAAAUGAAGGGAAGUUGAUAGUGGGAGAACCGGACUUCCUACUGCCGCGGGAAAGAGCCCUGAUGGCGGAGCUGAUGAAGAAAAGACAUCGCGCCUAUGCGUUCAGCGACGAGGAGCAUGGCAGGUUGGAUAUGGACAAGAUUCCAAUGAUCCGCAUCCAUACCGUGCCGCACGAGCCAUGGAAUCUAAGAGGGGCGCGAUACCCGGAUCCGGACGAAGAAAAGAAGGUAGUGGACUACCUCGAUGGCAAAAUACGUACGCACGUCGCCGACUACUCGAGCGGACUCUACGCAUCCCCGUGGUUUUGUUUUAUUAAGCCCAAUGGGACACUAAGAUGUAAGGAGCUUCCUAGGUACGUGUGGGUUCUGGAGGUCCUUCGUCAAGAACUUUGCGGCAAAGACAGAGCAAUUAAGGAAGCUGGUCCGGUUACGGAGACGAGACCAUUCAUUGUGGAAACCGAUGCAGGACCGACGGCCUUGGGUGGAGUUCUAAUCCAAGCAGACAUCAAGGGGAAGAAGAGGCCGUUGCACUUUGAGAGUCGCACGCUAUGUACGUCAGAGAGAAACUACUCCCAAUUCAAGAGGGAAACUCUCGCCGUCCUUCAUUGUCUGCGGAUUUUUCGAAACUACAUCUUUGGCAGAAGGUUCAUCUUGAGGGUAGACCCAACGGCUCUGGCUUUCUCCCUGAGGAAUUAUGUUCCGUCCGAUCCAACAGUUGCCAGGUGGUUGACAUACAUCUGGAUAUCCAACUUCGAGUUGGAACGGAUCCCAGGGAACAAGAAGAGGGCAGAUGGGCUAAGUCGCAUCAACUGGGAUAGGCAGGACGGGGAAGCUGUAGAGCAUACGCCCCCUGUUGAUGGCUUUCUGGACCAGGACGAGGACAUCCGCCUCCACAUCAAUAAGUGGUCCCAACAAGUCCCCAGCUGCGUUGGCCAUCCUAUCUGGCACGCGCCUAAGGGGUAUGAGCAGAAAGCUGAGUUGGUGCUCAAGCCUUUCGAAGAGGAGGAUCCCUCGGGUGGUAAGGACGUCCAAUGGAUGACCAAGUUGGCACUCACAGGUAGCCAUUGUAUGAUGGAUGAGGUACUGACGAUAGAGAUGGGUCCGGAUAAGAUGAAACACCACGAGGAAUUAAUGGGAGGGAUGUACCUCCUCGUUAAUGCGCUUCUGCAUGAGUCCCUUGAUUUGGAAAGCUCACUGAAUCCGGCCGAAGGAAGAGAUACUGUGUUGGAGAGCCAGGAUGACGAGUUUGAAGAGGGAGAGAUCAAGGAGGCAGUCCGCGUAGAGGAGUAUGAAGGGAUUUACCUAGAGCUGGGACUUCUCUUAUCCUGCGAGAUGCGUGAUAGGGACGCAAGUCAUAGGGCGCAGAUGAUGAGGGAUCGCUACCUAGUAAGGGACGGUCAUCUCUUCGUAAGAAGGAAAGUAGGAAACCCCAGGCGGGUGGUAUGUGGUCGCAACCGUCAGAUCGACGUCAUAGCAGCGCUUCACGAUGGCAUUGCAGGCGGAUACCGGGGAAUUACUGCCUCAUAUGCCAAAAUAAGUGAGCUAUACUACUGGGACGGGAUGAUGGAGAUGGUUGGGAAAUUCUGUCGUUCCUGUGUGCCGUGCCAGGAGCAGUCUCGUCUAAGGCCAGGAGAGUCACUAUAUCCAAGGCUGGAGAGAGAGGUCGGGGCCGUAGUACACCUCGACUUGUUGUUCAUGCCCCUUGGAGAUCAUGGCUACAACUAUAUCUUCGAUGCGCACGACAACCUAUCUGGCUUUGUCGAUGGACGGGCAAUCCGUACGAAGACUAGGCCAGUUUUGGUCAGCUGCAUCGAGGAGUAUUACCUACGCUACCCGUUCGUUAGGGAAUUCGUAAUGGACAGGGGGUCAGAGUUCACCUGUCAGGAGGUGCAAGAGCUGCUGUCUAGGUAUGGGGUAGUGGCUAACUACACCACGGCCGCCCACCCACAGGCAAAUGCUCCGGUGGAAAGAGGUCAUACCAUGCCAAGAGGAGGGAGGGGGACACGACCACCACGACGGCCAGCGGGAGCAUUAGGAGGACAUGGACGGCAUGAGCCUUAUCGUCGGGCAAGGACUCCAGUAUAUAACGAUGGGGAUAUCGAGUUAUUCAUGGACGAGUUCUGGGGCCACGCUGACCAUAUGGGGUGGAUCGUCACUCAGACGAUCGAGAGGUUGAGGGGAGUUGGCAGGUUUAUUGAGCCCAUUGCACAGAUUCGCAGGGGGGCUCAAACGAGGUCGGAAGUGGAGGCGCGGAUGCAGGAACUACGACCAUCGUCUGUGGGGCCUGAUGGCAGGCCUAUUCGACUGAAGAUUGGGAAUGCAGAUGACUUCAUCCCAGCAUUCGAGCAAUUCAUGCAGGACCAGGCGAUACUGCGAAGCGAGUGGAUGAUCACGUUACCCCUGUGGACCCGAAAGGCGAAAAGACCUUUGGCCAGACAGAUCAAGGAUAUGGCCCGAGAUUGGGAUGGUUAUAGAGCGCACUUGAGGGAGGCAUUCCGGCAGCCAGAACCACCUCGGCCUAGAGUCGAAAGGCGCCUCAAGAGCGGGAGGUAGAGGGAACCUGAGCCCGCUGAGGACCGAACCUCGUGGAGAGGACGGAAGGCGCUUGCUAGGCGGGAAGA